This is a messenger RNA of Chanos chanos (milkfish), 2921 nucleotides long. RefSeq names its product NACHT, LRR and PYD domains-containing protein 12-like. The transcript has 7 exons. NCBI's taxonomy places the organism in Eukaryota, Metazoa, Chordata, Actinopteri, Gonorynchiformes, Chanidae. The record is from RefSeq and is a predicted model, not a curated record. The coding region runs from base 1 to 2898 and encodes 965 amino acids. Gene Ontology annotation, molecular function: protein binding.
AUGAGUCUCAUAACAGACAGUGAGGACAGGGGCCCUGCCUCUAAAAGGAGUCGCCAUGGAGACACAGAGGUGGGGGACACUGUUGACUACAGGACACACUCAACAGGAUCCCCAGUGCCCAGCUGUGUGUCUAUGAAGAGUAAUAACUCUAUGAUAGAACCUGACAACUUCAAUGGAGAGAGAGGGUUCUUUGAUCCAAGUAAGGUCACGCAAAGGCAGUGGAUUCACGAAGAACCCAUAUCUACCAGCUGUGGACACAGUUUCUGCAGACAGUGUAUCAGCACAUACUGGGACCAGUCUGGUCCAUCAGGAGACUAUGUCUGUCCCCAGUGCAGAAAGAGAUCCAGAACAAGUCCUGUUCUACACCAACACAAAGUCUCCAACUCUACAUCAGAUGAUGUUCUGCUGAGAACUAUUGAGGUUCAUAAAACCAUCCUGAAAAACAAGUGUAAAUAUUUAUUUGAAGGAAACAUACUACGAGGAGAUCAAACACUCCUCAACAGAAUUUACACUGAGCUCUACAUCAUAGAGGGAGAGAGUGAAGGAGUGAAUGAAGAACAUGAAGUUUUACAGAUUGAGACAAAAUCCAGGACACAAAGUUCACGAGACAUACCAAUUAACUGCAAUGACAUCUUCAACCCUCUGACCACUCGGGAACCUACAGAGAACAGAAAGGAAACUGAAAUCAGAACUGUGCUCACCAAGGGCAUUGCUGGCAUAGGGAAAACAGUCACUGUGCAGAAGUUCAUUCUGGACUGGGCGGAGGGAACAACCAAUCAAGACGUCGAUUUCAUGUUUGUGCUUCCUUUCCGGGAGUUGAACUUAAUUAAGGAUGAGCGCUACAGUCUCCAUGGACUUCUGUUUGAAUUUCACCCAGAACUGAGAGAUCUGGAUCCAAAAAAAUAUGAUGUUUGUAAAAUGCUGUUCAUCUUUGAUGGCUUAGAUGAGAGUCGACUUCAGUUGGAUUUUUCUCAGAGGUUGUGUGAUGUGACCACACCAUCAUCAGUGAACAUACUGAUAACAAACCUCAUUCAAGGAAAUCUUCUUCCCUCUGCACUCAUCUGGAUAACCUCCAGACCAGCAGCAGCCAGUCAGAUUCCCUCUCAGUUCGUCAGUCGUGUGACAGAAAUAGUAGGAUUUAAUGAUUCACAGAAAGAGGAAUACUUCCGAAAAAGAGUCAGUGAUGAGAGUCAAGCCAGCAGAAUUGUCUCACACAUCAAAUCAUCAAGGAGCCUCCACAUCAUGUGUCACAUCCCAGUGUUCUGUUGGAUUUCAGCCACUGUCCUUCAGGAAAUGCUACGUCAAGACUGUGAGAAAGAGAUCCCUAAAACUCUGACUGAGAUGUACACACACUUCCUGCUCAUUCAGACAAACAUGAAAAACCAGAAAUACGCACAGAAACACGAGAUCAGCCCAAAAAAUCUUCUAGAAUCAAGCAGGGAAAUUUUUCUGAAACUUGCUGAGCUGGCUUUCAAGCAGUUGUUAGGGGGUAAUGUCAUGUUUUAUGAAGAGGAUCUGAGACAAUGUGGCAUUGAUGUGAGUGAUGCCACAGUGUACUCUGGGAUUUGCACAGAGAUCUUUAAGGAGGAAUCUGUGUUUCGUCAGAAGAAGGUCUACUGCUUUGUGCAUCUGAGUGUUCAAGAGUUCUUUGCUGCUCUCUAUGUGUUUUACUGCUAUAUAAGCAAGAACAUGGAGGCACUGAAGUAUUUUCUGAAGAAAAAGACCAGAGCUGUGUCAGAGAAUGUUUCCUUGGACGUGUUGCUUAAGGGAACAGUGGAUAAAGCCCUGGAGAGUAAGAAUGGGCACUUGGAUCUGUUCAUCCGCUUCCUUCAUGGAAUUUCCCUGGAGUCCAAUCAGAAACUUCUACAAGGUCUACUGACACACACAGAGAACAACCCAGAGAGCAUUAAGAGAACGAUCCAAAACCUCAAAGUGAUCAGAAAAAAGAAUGCUAAUCCUGAAAGAUGCAUCAAUCUACUGCACUGCUUGACUGAAAUGAAUGAUAGCUCAGUUCAGGAGGAAAUUCAAGAGUUUCUUAAAUCAAAGAAGUUUACAAAACAGCUCACACAUGCACAGUGUGCAGCACUGGCUUACAUGCUUCAGAUGUCAGAUGAGGUGCUGGAUGAGUUUGACCUGAAAAAAUACAACACAUCAGAUGAGGGUCGUAGGAGACUGGUCCCAGCUGUGAGAAGCUGCAGAAAAGCUCUACUUGCACGGUGUAAACUCACUGAACAGUCCUGUGAAGCUGUAGCCUCAGUUCUACAGUCAGUAAACUGUCCCCUGAGAGAACUGGACCUGAGUAACAAUGAGCUUCAGGAUUCAGGAAUGAAGUUUCUCUAUGAUGGAUUGAGGAAUCCACACUGUAAAGUGGAAAUAUUGAGACUUGCACGUUGUAAACUCACUGAACAGUCCUGUGAAGCUGUAGCCUCAGUUCUACAGUCAGUAAACUGUCCCCUGAGAGAACUGGACCUGAGUAACAACUGCCUUCAGGAUUCAGUUCUUUGUGUUGGAUUGAGGAAUCCACACUGUAAACUGGAGAUACUGAGACUUGCUGGUUGUAAUCUCACUGAACAGUCCUGUGAAGCUGUAGCCUCAGUUCUAAAGUCAGUAAACUGUCCCCUGAGAGAACUGGACCUGAGUAACAAUGAGCUUCUGGAUUCAGGAGUGAAGUUUCUCUGUGUUGGACUGGAGAAUCCACACUGUAAAGUGGAGAUACUGAGGUUGUCUUGCUGUUUAGUGACAGAAGACAGUUGUUCUUCUCUGGCUUCAGCUCUGAGUUCAAACCCUUCACACCUGAGAGAGCUGGAUCUGAGCUACAAUCACCCAGGAGACUCAGGAGUGAAGCUGCUCUCUGACAGAAAGAAGGAUCCACACUGUCGACUAGACACACUCAAGUAAGUAGAACAGGACUCUGUGUGUGU